Messenger RNA from Gavia stellata (red-throated loon), 480 nucleotides. RefSeq names its product phospholipase A2. Bases 1 to 480 code for a protein of 159 amino acids. NCBI's taxonomy places the organism in Eukaryota, Metazoa, Chordata, Aves, Gaviiformes, Gaviidae. Gene Ontology annotation, molecular function: phospholipid binding; calcium ion binding. Gene Ontology annotation, biological process: phospholipid metabolic process; lipid catabolic process; arachidonate secretion. The transcript has 4 exons. The record is from RefSeq and is a predicted model, not a curated record.
AUGGGCUCCCGCCUGCUGCUGAUGCUGAUGCUGCUUCAGGCAGUUUGGAAAGAUGCUCUGGGAAAAUCGCAUUCGCUGCAUACCCGAGGAAUCAUCGAAUUGGCAGGAGCUAUAUCAUGUGGCACGGGACGGUCUCCCUUGGCAUAUAUUGGCUAUGGAUGCUACUGUGGACUGGGAGGACAAGGCUGGCCUAAAGAUAAAACAGACUGGUGCUGCCACAGGCAUGACUGCUGCUACGACAAGGCAGAGAAGGAAGGCUGCAGCCCCAAGGCGCAGCGAUACCAGUGGGCAUGCGAGCAGAACGCCGUGCGGUGCGAUAACCUGACAGACCGGUGUGAAAAAAUGGUGUGCCUGUGUGACCAAGAAGCAGCCAAGUGUUGGGGAGCAGCCCCCUACAACCCACACUUCAUCCUCUGGCCAGACUUUUUAUGUGGACAGACUCACCCCACCUGCCAUUUCAGAUAUGGGGGGGCAGAAUAG